CAACUCUGUGCAAGCAAGAGGAGAAGCAUUUUGCGGCGUGAUGUUUUGCCGGUGACCGAUUCGACUGAGGCUGAGGUGUUCAAAGGGUCCUUUUUCGAUUAUUAAGGAAAUUAAGUCGCGCAAGCAUGUAUUCUGUGAUUAGAGCAACACCCUGCAGAACUCUCCUGCGCAGCGUCGUGUCAACGACUACCCGUUGCUCACGGCAGAGGUCCACUACUCCCAUCAACACUGUGAUUAUGUUUGUACCUCAACAAGAAGCAUGGGUGGUCGAGAGGAUGGGAAAGUUCUCGCGAAUACUGGAGCCCGGCUUGAACUUACUGCUUCCCGUAAUAGACCGCGUACGCUAUGUCCAGUCGCUCAAAGAAAUAGCCAUCGACAUCCCGCAGCAGUCUGCCAUAACGCUAGACAACGUGACGCUCAACAUCGACGGAGUUCUCUACCUGAAAGUGGUGGACCCUUAUCGGGCGAGCUACGGCGUCGAGGACCCUGAAUUCGCCAUAACGCAGCUGGCGCAGACGACGAUGCGCUCCGAGCUCGGCAAGAUAGCGCUCGACAGCGUCUUCAAGGAGCGCGAGUCUCUCAACAUCGCCAUUGUGGAUGCCAUUAACAAGGCGAGUGGUGCGUGGGGUAUCGUGUGCUUGCGCUACGAGAUCCGCGACAUACGCCUGCCACAGCGGGUCCACGAAGCGAUGCAGAUGCAGGUCGAAGCUGAGCGAAAGAAGAGGGCAGCAGUUCUGGAGUCUGAAGGAAUAAGAGAAGCAGAUAUCAACGUCGCCGAGGGCAAGCGCCGUGCGCGCAUUCUCGCCUCUGAAGCCGAGAAGAUGGAGCUCAUUAACAAGGCGCAGGGUGAGGCUAACGCCACGCUGGCCAAAGCUGAGGCCAAGGCCAAGGCCCUUAGCAGAAUAGCCGGCUCCUUGCAACAACCAGUCGGUGGCAAUGCCGCGUCAUUUAUGGUGGCCGAGCAGUAUGUGCAAGCCUUCAAGAGUCUCGCCAAGGAAGGCAACACCAUCAUCCUUCCUGCCAACACGGGUGACGUGACGUCGUCUGUAGUCCAGGCCAUGGCCAUCUACAAGAACCUCGCCCGCCCUGUAAAAACAACGCAGACAGGUACUACAGAUCAGUCCAUGGAUAGCUUGGCGGAGUACAUGAGUGACGAGGAGGACAGGAAAGAUGCCACUGACCCCACGAAACACCAAACAUAAAGCCUCGCAUUAAAUAUUGUUAUGUUCUU
Messenger RNA from Rhipicephalus sanguineus (brown dog tick), 1231 nucleotides. RefSeq names its product stomatin-like protein 2, mitochondrial (gene Stoml2). The record is from RefSeq and is a predicted model, not a curated record. The coding region runs from base 126 to 1202 and encodes 358 amino acids. Lineage: Eukaryota; Metazoa; Arthropoda; Arachnida; Ixodida; Ixodidae. The transcript has a single exon. Gene Ontology annotation, cellular component: membrane.